UGUCCUGUCCGUUGAGGACAGUGAUCGCGGGGGUAGGUUGACAGGGUCCGUCCUAGAAAUUUCUGCCAGUUUAGUAAUGUUGCUUCAGGGUGUGACACAGUUUAAAAUGAUGCUUUCAUGCUAACUCAAGCUCUGGCAUAGAUUAUCACACGAGCAAUGUCUCAGCACAGCUUAUCCAUGUGGGGAGCUGUCGAUGUAGCUGCUGUUAGGAUGGUGUGUAGAUGAGUGUAUAUAUGUAUAUACUGAUAGAACUAGAGCACUAAGUCGUGGCCAGUGCGGACAAGGGCCUGGCAGUAAGGCAUGUGGAGGGAGCUCACUAGUGAGAUCAGCUGUGGGAGGGGCGUGCUGUCGCUGAUCUUUAAAAUUUAACUUUGACAGAGCAACGCUGACUCUGUUUUAAUGAAGAGAAUGAAACAUAAUCCUGUGGAGGACUGCGAUCCAGUACAUGUGAAAUCUUCCAUUGUGACGGGUUAGCUACGACCCUUAGGAUUGCAAUGUUACUUAUGUUUUAAGUAAACAGGACAGGGGCUUGAUGUGAGGGUCUGAGAAGAAGUAUUCUGGGAUAUAAGUAGGUCUGCGCUUAAUUACUGGUUGUGGCGUUGGGGAAACCAGAGAAGUUUUGGCCAAUGUAAUUUAGUGGCAUCCCGAGCUUGCUAUUGGAAAUGCUUCCAUGAAGAAUGAAAUGUGGGAGCUGUUUUCUGACAGGCCAACACACUUUUAGGGAAGAGAUUAAGUAUGCUGGGCGCAAUGAAAACCUUGAUAGACAGAAGCAACUCAGAAAGAAUAUUUGUCUCCUCUUAUUCUGCGGAAAACUGUUGCUAAUGGGUCAAAGAUAGUUAAAAUUGCAGCAAAAUUUCUGUGCUGUGACUCAGAUUAUUUUUGUUGUUUCCGGCUUUAGUGUUCUUGCAUCUUAAUUCUGAACAAAAUACCUGAUCGGGACCGAGAAGGCUUACAUUAUUAUGGCAGUUGUGUGUCCUGCAGUGAACUUGCUUCUGAUCUGUCCUGAUACAUAUUGAUACACAGCCUGAGGUGUGCCGUGUACAGUAUUGGAACUGAAGAGCAAUGGAGCAGUACACAGCAAAUAGUAACAGCUCCACAGAGCAGAUUGUUGUGCAGGCUGGACAGAUUCAGCAGCAGCAGCAGGGUGGUGUCACUGCUGUCCAGUUGCAGACUGAGGCCCAGGUGGCAUCCGCCUCAGGCCAGCAAGUCCAGACCCUCCAGGUAGUCCAGGGUCAACCAUUAAUGGUACAAGUAAGCGGAGGUCAGCUGAUCACCUCGACUGGUCAGCCCAUCAUGGUGCAGGCUGUACCUGGGGGUCAGGGCCAGACAAUCAUGCAAGUCCCGGUUUCUGGAACACAAGGACUGCAGCAGAUUCAGUUGGUCCAGCCAGGUCAGAUUCAGAUUCAAGGUGGGCAGGCUGUGCAGGUACAGGGGCAGCAGGGCCAGACCCAGCAGAUCAUUAUACAGCAGCCACAGACUGCAGUUACUGCUGGCCAGACACAGACCCAGCAACAAAUAGCAGUUCAAGGGCAACAGGUAGCGCAGACAGCUGAAGGCCAGACCAUAGUCUAUCAGCCAGUUAAUGCUGAUGGAACCAUUCUUCAACAAGUUACAGUCCCUGUUACAGGCAUGAUCACCAUUCCAGCAGCCAGUUUGGCUGGAGCACAAAUUGUCCAGACGGGAGCCAACACCAAUACGACCAGCAGUGGACAAGGGACUGUGACAGUGACGCUACCAGUUGCUGGAAAUGUUGUCAAUUCAGGUGGAAUGGUUAUGAUGGUACCUGGAGCUGGAUCGGUACCAGCUAUCCAGAGAAUACCUUUGCCUGGAGCAGAAAUGCUUGAAGAAGAGCCACUCUACGUAAAUGCCAAACAGUAUCACCGGAUCUUAAAGAGGAGGCAGGCACGUGCUAAGCUGGAAGCCGAGGGAAAAAUUCCCAAGGAAAGAAGGAAAUACUUGCAUGAAUCUCGGCAUCGUCAUGCCAUGGCCAGGAAGCGGGGAGAAGGUGGACGUUUCUUCUCACCAAAGGAAAAAGACAGUCCGCAUAUGCAGGAUCCAUCUCAGGCCAAUGAAGAAGCAAUGACACAGAUGAUAAGAGUUUCUUAACCACUACCUAAAGAAAAAAAUAACUGAAUACAAUUCCUGUCCCUUCUGCAAGUCUGUCUUACCUUACCAGUGUAUCAAGCAAGUCUUUCAAUGGGACAAUCGCCAUAUCACAGCCUAUCCUUUUCUACAGAACAAACACCACUUUUUCAGUAUGUGGCUGAGAUUUUAACUGCAGUGGACUCAACAAAUAGAAACUUAAUGACUUCAUUGGUAUACUCUUCUGAUCCAGCGCAGGGAUUUCAAAGUCUGACUGCUCAUACCUUGUUUUGGGUUUUUUUUUUUGUAAUCUCUUGCAUUAAGGUUGGCCAUGGGUGAGAGUGCCGCUGACUUGAUGAUCAGCAAUAACUCUGGCAUGCUGAAGCAGGGCCAGCAAAGACCUGUUGGAGUUAUGGCCCUUCUGUACAGAGACAUAAUUCAGUUUAUAGCAACCAGCACUGACAUGGCUUCACCACGGUGCUUUGUUUUCCCAGUAGAGACUUGUUAUUUACAUCUACUCCUUACAACUUUGGACUUACUGUCAGCUGAACUGUUUACUGCUGUUGCAUUUGCACUUCUGAAACUGGCAAAACUGAAGGGGGUUUCAAGCUCCAUCCUGUGAAAUAUGUAAACAGCAAGCCCUUCUCUGGGAAAAGUUCAGCCAUCCAGUCAAAACGAUAGAAAUAGUUCAAGAUUGUUACAAGACUUGAUCUAUUGCAUAUCCGUUUCAAGGAAUAAACGGGGAGAAGGUCAUGGAUGUGAGUAUGAAAAUAUAAUUAGAAAAAGCAGUCUGCAUAGGUAUUUUUUGAUAUGUUUAUUGCCAGUAAUUGACACUUUGGAAGAAAAAGCAGAUGCUAAUAUAAAAAGGAUCAAAUGUUCUAAGCGAGUCUCUUCUAAAGAUUUUUUUUUUUUUUUUUUAAUCUUCCUUCUAAGUUGCCAGUGCAGUGCUUGGUUCUUCUAAAAGAAGUAAAAUCUGCAAUCUCAAAUUGAUACGACUUGACCACCUUUGAGACUGUGUUUCCUGAUACCAGUUCUGCAAUUCUCUGAUUCUACACAGAGUGAGGGAUUGUUUCAUGACAGCAGAAACACAGUACAAUUCAACUGAGCUCAUCCUGAUAUAAUUGAAGGACUGUUAAACAAAUGAAGGCAGAUAUUGAUGAACCUGUCAGGCUUUCUAACAGAAUACCCUAUUUUAGAUAAAAGUGGCACUUAAAGAAUGAAGAAAGAAUGCUUGCUUUUUAAAAAGGCAUUUUUCAUGACCUUUAGCUGGCUUCUGGAUGAAUACCUUGACAAUACAUAAUCUUUGUCUUUAAUUCAGUAGCUAAUUUACAAAUUUUAAACUUGGUCCAUUCUUAUCGACUUGAAAGUUGGCAAUGGAACCUGUAGUUCUUAAGCCUCCUAACAGGUGGUACGUGCAUCUUUCCCUGUCCAUUUCCUCCCACCUUGAAUGAGUUAUGUAGACUGGCUACAUAUCACCUGCAUGCUGUAAUCCCAUCUCUUUCAAUUUUUGAGUUCUGCAAUUAAAACUGCAUCACUACAGUUAAGUAUGGAGUUGGAAGUAUGUCGAGGCUUUGUGACUGAGGGAGGAGAUUAUGAAUCUGAAAAGGGAAAGUAGCAGAGGGAGAGGUUUUACUGAGGAAAAUAGCUAGAGAGGGGAGAGACUAGUUUAAAUUCAGCAAAACCUGCUUAAAGUGACAAAGCAAAUGCAAUCUGGAAAAAUAUAGGAGGGAGAGAAUACUGGUCAUGUUUUUUUUCCAUUCAUUGAAAGCUUACGGCUAAAGUUACAAUUCAUGCAGAUUGGAGGAAAAAUUAGCAGAUGAUAAAAGGCUGGAAGGGUACAAAAAACCAGAGCCAUCAAAAUUGUAUUUACUUUGGAUAAAAGACAAAAAUACUAAACCUAAAAGAGUAAAAGCAGAUGGGAUAGAAUGCAAGAGCAGGAAGCAGGAACAGGGAGAAAUGUACGAUGCUGCAUUCUGGGAGGGAGAGUAUGCCUGCCUAGAUGUUAAGGCAAUGUUUAGGUCAGCCAUCUGUGAAGGUACUCAGACUCUUGCCAUUGAAAGUACAAAGAAGAAAUGCAGAUUUGGCAUGUGUGUUUAGGCCGCUGGAUUUUCUAAAUUAAGUUCAGGAUCUCCUCUGCUGAAUUUCCAGUUUCAUGUUCUUAGCGUUACCACAGUUGACAUUGCAACUUAAAGCUGAGCAAGAAGCUGUUCUACACACAAGUGAGACCUGCAGCUAUGGGAGGAGGUGGAAACCUUGUCCUAUCUGUAGAUAAAGGAACCUUGUUAUUUUGUCUUAAAUUAGAUUAGUAAUCUAAUACUCUAUUCACAAAUCUUACAUUUUGAGUUUUUUUUUUUUUAAUUAGUCAAAAGGCAUUUGGUUACCUCCAUUGCAUUGCUGGCAUCUUUGGUGCCUUUGGUUGCUUCCGCCUUAAAAUACUUGGCCAAUUAGAGCAUGGUGCUUAUUUUCUUCAGUUGGCGACUAUGAAAUCCUCACCUAGCAUUUCAUGUGAGGUCACCCAUUUCAGGAAAAAUGUAGCUCUCUUCUAGUGAAGGAAUAAUGAAACUUUUGCUUUAGUUGAAUUUACGACAUUAUUGUAAAUACUUUUUAAGAGCAUCUGUACAUUUUGUUAGUCUAAAGUAUUCAUGUGCUGGAGGAAUAUUUCUGUGCUGGAGUAAGACAGCAUCUCCAUAAGAUUUCUGCUCUUCACCUGACAGCUAGUCUCUGUCCUGAAGGAACCCCCUCUGACAGUUGGAAGUUAGGGAAGCAGAGAUUAUUGCUCUGAAUUUUUUUUUUUUUUUAAACUGAGUAAUUACUUGUUUUCUUAACCUGUAAACUUCUUCAAAACAUCUAGAACUUUUUUCCCAGUAAGCCCUUCAUAUAUAGGUUCUCUGAUCUGUUGUUGUAGAAUAUGUAUUAAGACCUAUGGAUUUGUGUUACGUAGGAAGUCUUAUCGUUAAUACUUUCAAUAGUGAUGUGAAAGCCUGAGUGCUACUGUCAUAUUUUUCAUUUACUUUGGGUUACGUGUAUUCACUUCUAAAAGUAGUAUUUGCUUGGUGAGAUUGGAGAUAUUAGUCAAUACCGUGUUACCAAAAAAGUCUUUCUUUUCUUGGAUAAAUUUAUAAGAUUGGAAACAUCACCAAGUUCAAACCUCUAGUAAUUAAAUGAGAAUUCUUCAUGGAUUGGCUACACUUGAGCAAAAACUCCACUUCGGAGGUGCAUAAAAGAGUGAUGAGGAUAAAAGAAUGGUCUUGGGGAGAAUAAAAAACCUGGUCGAUUGACCCGGAGAGCACUGGAGCAGCGAACCUAUCAAAACCCAGUUUUAUACAAGUGUAAAGAAUGGGGUGUGAUGAUGUUAAAUGGCUUCAAGGCUUUGCAUGCUUUAAAAAAAAAAAAAAGGAGAGAGAAAAAAAUUCUUACUUUGUGAACGGGAGGGGGGUACUGAGAUUUGCAUAAUGUAAGGCAAAGUUUGUAUAUAGUUAAAAGUUUAUAAUUUUUUUUAUAUGAUGCAUUUUUUCAAGUGUAUUUUGGUCUUUAAUAGAUGCAAUUGUAAGUACUGUGUACACUA
Molecule: messenger RNA, 5647 nt
Organism: Struthio camelus australis
Lineage: Eukaryota; Metazoa; Chordata; Aves; Struthioniformes; Struthionidae
Source: RefSeq, a predicted model, not a curated record